AUGACUUGUAUAGACGAAUCCUCAUCAUCAGCAUCCUCAUCAUCCUCAUCAUCAUCAUCCAUCAGUCAUGACGAGAUUGAUACAAGAGACAUCUUUCUGACGUCAGACGAGCGCUUUGAUGUUUGGAACGUAAAGCAAGAAGAACGACCUCAUUUGUUGCAAUACUCUUGUGAUAAUGGCAAUGACAAUGGCAAUGAUGAUGCUCAUGCCAAUGACAAUGAUGCUGAUGAUGAUUCUACACAUACUUCCCUCAAGAAAAAAGAAAUCAGAAACAAAGAUGAAGACGGCGAUGACGAUGGUGAACAUGACAAUAGUGAUGAUGAAACAAACGACGAUAAUAGUCUACUGCCACUCCUGCCACUCCCAUUAUUGGAUGGAUGUGACCUUCCCGGUUGGAGAAAGGAAGGACUGAUUUUAUCUCAAGAUUCCGUCCUGCAUCAUCCCUAUCAGCAAGGAAUUUUGAACGUGGGUUUGGGUUGUACUUUAAUGCGUCGAGAAUCUGAAUUAUCGGCAUGUUUAUCGAACAAACUGUUGCAACAGUCGGCAUGGAAAGAAUUGCAAGCCAAAUUAUUUGAAGAACCGCCCAGUCUUCCGGGUACUGCUUUUGGUGGACCUUCUCUAUCAAUAGUGGAUGGAAGAUCCGCUGCGAUUCGAUUAUCACCUCAAGAAACCAAAGGAUUGACCGGUUCUCAUCCUUGGUUUGAAAAACAAAACGUGCCGGUCAUUUUGGAAGGAUGCACCGAGACUUGGAAGGCCAUGGAGACCUGUACUUGGCAGAAUUUACUCAAGGAAUAUGGGGACUAUCAAUGGCGCUUUUCGGAUACUCAUGGAGCUUGCAUGUCGCUGGAAACUUAUACCAAAUACACAAAGUCUAUGGAAGGAUUGACUGAUGAUGCCCCCUUGGCCGUCUACGAUUCGCAAUUGCAUUUGGACGAACGGGUUCAGUUACUAAACGACUAUGAAGUCCCUCCCUGUUUUGAUGGAAUGGAUUUGUUUCAAGAUGUCAUGUUGGUGGAGCAAGGGGGGGAGACUAAUGAUGAUGAUAAUGAAUCUGGCGAAACGAACCACUAUCAUCAGCAACCACAAGAGACUGAAAAUAAUAAUGACGAUGAUGCCGAUAGCGACAAUGACUCAUCUGCAGACAAUUGCAGCACCUCCAGUUUGGAAGGUCCGAGUCCUCCACCCUAUCGGUGGAUCCUAAUGGGACCCGCACGAUCAGGAACUGGCUUGCACGUCGACCCCCUUGGUACACAUGCGUGGGUGACUGUCGUGGAAGGUUGCAAACGAUGGGUUCUCUUUCCAGCUGAUACAAACCAAGCUUCCAUCGGCAUGCAAGAUCCUCAAAUUCCAUCGAGCAUUUGGUUUGCGCAAUGGUACCCUCGUCUUCAAAAAGAAUUUCAAACAACCUAUAAGGGUGCCAUUGAGGUUUUGCAACGACCGGGAGAUACAGUCUAUGUGCCAGCUGGAUGGCCACAUCUGGUCUUGAACUUGGAAGAUACUGUCGCCAUUACCCACAAUUAUGCAUCGGAAUAUCCCCGCUUGUCACUCUUACAAGAAGCAGUCCAAGAAGCCGAACCGGAAUUGUAUCAAGCGUGGUGGCCCAAGUUGCAGGCGAGUCGACCGGAUUUGUUUGUAGAGAAGGAACCGAAUGCAACCGAGGUUGGCAAUGAUAUUUGCGGGGUACAGGAGGAAAAGAAGGAAGAUUAA
This is a messenger RNA of Cylindrotheca closterium, 1707 nucleotides long. The record is from the annotation of a GenBank genome assembly. Lineage: Eukaryota; Bacillariophyta; Bacillariophyceae; Bacillariales; Bacillariaceae.